Molecule: messenger RNA, 1473 nt
Organism: Trypanosoma cruzi
Lineage: Eukaryota; Euglenozoa; Kinetoplastea; Trypanosomatida; Trypanosomatidae
Exons: 1
Coding region: 1-1473 (490 amino acids)
Source: RefSeq, a predicted model, not a curated record
AUGAACCACAAGUCGAGGCGGCCACUCACGACCAGCGAGUCGGCGAAUGAACUGCUGGGGAAAACACUGGCCGCACUGGACACCGUCAUCCAAGACGCGCAGCAGCCGGACGCGGGAAACUCCCUUCAGGCCGGGAGAAAAAGACAGCGCGGUGGCGACUUUUUUGCCGCCAUGGCGGAGCCGCACCUCUACACACUCCGGUCUCUUGUCGUGACUUAUGGGGUGCAGUUAGCGCCUUCGCUCGACGCGAUUGCACGGCGGGUGCUGCUGGCCGUGGCGUCUCCCGGCAUUGCGAGCGCUGCCUCCUGGGAACUUGCGGCGCUGCUCGGCACAUAUUUUAGGGCAGGUGCCGUGCGUGUGCUGGAGGAGCUGAUGGAGCUGCUGCUGAACGAGAGGCCUCCGUUCCUACUCGCGGCGCCGUGCGUCGUUGGGUGGACUGGCGCGGCAACAGAAGCACCGUCGGUUGGUGAAGGCGAUGGGGACGUGUCGACUCCCGUCGCAGAGGACGAGAAGGAGGAAGAGAACACAUCCAAAGUUUUGCGGAGCCUACGCGCCCUUGAGGAGUUGCUUUUCGCAGUGGGUCCGUACAUGAACGCAUCAAUGAUGCAGCGGGCAACGCUACGCUUUGCGCAGGAGGUGGUGAUGGAGGGCAUUCUUGACGCCCCACCCUCGAGCCUCCCAGCAGACAACAGAAAACACCUUGGCGGAAAAAAGGGCAAUUCAAACAAUAAUAACAGCAACGACAGCGGCUUACAGCAGCAGCAGCGGACUGUAGCCUCGUCCACUGUGUUUCUUGUUGAGGAGGCGUUACAGCCCCUUUUUGUGGAUCUGCUCACGUCAUUUCUGCUGCUGUGCCGCCCGCUGCCCGGUGUGGUCUCGGCGUGUGUGGUGCGAGUGCUGAAAGAACUUCCCGCACGGCCAAUCACGAUGCGAAAUUGCCGUGAAAAUCAAAAUCUUCUUCGUUCCAUCUCCCGGCUUUCCGCGACGUUUACGGCGCUGCGGCAUCCGCACGCGCUUCCCUUUUAUUUGCCGCCUAUCGACAUUGUGGAGAAACCCACACGGCGGGUCGCCGGGGACAUUUCUUCAGCCGGCGGCGACAGAACGACGGAUGUUCCUGCUUCUCUUCUCCCUUCUCGUCCUUCUCCUCCGCCCACACCCUCCGUUGGUGUGGCGCCACAGCCCGGUGAAACGCAGCAGCAGCAGCAGCAGCAGCAGCAGGUUGCGGCAACAGACUGCGCCCGCCCUGUUAGCUCCUCCCCGCCGCACCAAACGAUAAGUGCGGCCCGGCAGCAGCAGUCUUUUUUGGGCCGUAGGGAAAACAGAGGGCGGGACGUGCUUCCCGCCGCCGCGGUACCACAACAGCAGCAAAAACAACAGCGGAACACGCCGGUGAAGCCGUCCCCUCCUGUGGGACCUACUGCCGAAGAGAGCGACGAGGAGGAUGAAAUGCCCGAGAUUGACAUGGAAGACUGA